UCUGCUCUCCAUCAGCAGACAUCCCACCCUGCAAAAACUCUUUUCACCCCCCCCAAAUCAGUUUUCUCUGCGGACGGACUCACUCCUGAGCUUUGAAUUCAAACACACUUCUUCGGUCUCACAGCUCACACACACACACACACACAUAAGCACACAAGGUUUAAAUGCAGAUUUACUCUCCAGCGCUCACAAUGUGGAUGAAGUUACUCAUUUUUGUCUCUGGAUUACUUCUGGCCAUUUCUGGAUCAGGGAUUCGUACAGUGCGGUCAAGGAGUUGCAGCUAUGUUGGAGUGUUUCAUGUGGAGGGGAGCUCUCGCUACAGUCUGACGUUUGAAGAGGCACAAAUCUUGUGUGAACAACUAUCAGCUUCAUUAGCCAGUCCAGAGCAGAUCACUGAAGCUCAUAAAGCAGGACUAGAGACAUGCAGAUAUGGCUGGAUAAACAGCACAAUGUUAGCGAUACUCCGUCUCAAGUCACAUAAAUCAUGUGCAGCCAAUCAAUCCGGGGUCAUCAUCAAGAAUCCAGACACAAAUAAAUCUGAUGCCUUCUGUUACAAUGUUAAAGAUUUGUCAGUGAAGAACUGUACAUAUGAGAUUAACCCUGGUUCAACUGGUCCUGAGAAUUUCAAUACAUCAGCUGACAACUCAACAACUACAGAAGACGCCACACACCAGCCUCCUCCUGGAGAGGAACAUUCAACACCAGAGAAUAUGGCUGUCAUUCCUGAACGGUAUCCUGAAGAGUCUGCAAAUACCACACAGAGCCCUGCUGAAGAGACUGAUCAAACGUCUGAUAAAGAUUCCCAUAAAGAUAUAGUGGAAUCUACAACUUUAAUACAAGAUACAUCUGUCACAGAGACGAGAAUGACAAAUGGGACUGGCUUGGAGACACCGGCAGUGAAUAAACACAAUUUACAUGACAAAGAUUGGCUGAUCAUUGUGAUUGUAAUUGUGGCUGUCCUUCUCAUUCUGCUUUUGUGUUUAGCUGUAGCAACCAGAAAAAGCUGGUGUGGUAAGAAACAGACUCUGAUUAUCACAUCAAAGAGCAGCAGCAAAGAAAACGAAUCAUCAGUGCCCGUCACUCAGGAACAACAGCAGGAGAUGGUCACGCUCAUGAACACUGAGAAGAUCCAAACAAACAGCAACUCUGAGUUUAUCAACAUCAGUCUGGACGGACCAACAGAGAAAACACUGCAGGCAUAAGAACACAAGCAGGGUAGCAUUAUAAAUACAUAGACCAGAGAAACUGCCUGAAUAUCAAAAGCAGAAGAAAUGAGAAGCCUAGAGAAUGAGAUGGACACUGAUUUCAGACCAGACAAAAGGAGGGUAAAGAAGACUGAGCAAGUUUACAUGCACAUUAUUCCCAAAAAAUUGCUUAUUUAAAAAAUCAGACAAAGCAAGAAACAUUUGCUUUGCCUGUUAUGUAGGCAAAGCAAAUUUGCCUACAUAACAGGCAAAAAUCGACCCUUUAUUCUUACGCUGUUUAUGAGCUUACACCGUUAAAAGAACACAGUUUAUUACAUGACACACACGUUGUCAGCUUAAGCAUAAUCGUGUAAGAACGCGCAUGCAGACAUGCUCAUUGAGAAAGAUUAAGAAGACUGAUUUUGGUGGUGGUAAGAGUUUUUGUUUCAGCAUUUUCUUGUUUGCUAGAAUUUCAUUUCAGGCCAAGGUUGUAUUUUAUAUAUCCUACGAAAAUUAUUUCUUUAUGUUUGCAAUGUUUAGGCAUUUACAUGAAUUAUAUAUCACAUAUGAUCAUAAUUUGGUGUCAUUUUGUUUUGAAAAGUACUGAGUCACACAGUUGUAUGACCUUAUAAAUGAACCAUACUGAUCUGAUUUAGCAAGGAGAUCAGACAGCUUUAUAUUUACUCAAAUAGUUUUACAUUCUAAAAAAACACUCUUUUUCAUUCUUAUUAUUAUUUUAU
Molecule: messenger RNA, 1924 nt
Organism: Xyrauchen texanus (razorback sucker)
Lineage: Eukaryota; Metazoa; Chordata; Actinopteri; Cypriniformes; Catostomidae
Gene: cd44b
Product: CD44 molecule (Indian blood group) b
Exons: 7
Coding region: 165-1202 (345 amino acids)
Biological process (GO): positive regulation of ERK1 and ERK2 cascade; cell adhesion; inflammatory response
Cellular component (GO): plasma membrane; macrophage migration inhibitory factor receptor complex; basolateral plasma membrane
Molecular function (GO): cytokine receptor activity; hyaluronic acid binding
Source: RefSeq, a predicted model, not a curated record